Molecule: messenger RNA, 2043 nt
Organism: Durio zibethinus
Lineage: Eukaryota; Viridiplantae; Streptophyta; Magnoliopsida; Malvales; Malvaceae
Source: RefSeq, a predicted model, not a curated record
AUGACAUCACCUUGUUUCCCACGUUCAUAUAUCAACACGUCCGUUUUUUUUUUCCAAGCCGACCACCACGCGCCUGAUCGAACUGCCACUUUACGGGGAAGGUACACCAAACUUAAUCCGGGACAUUUUGCUUUCCGCAAUUGGACCGUUGACCCACGCCCCUUAAACAAUCGCGUGAAUCACGCCCCAACCUUCCUACCCGGGAAAAAAACACAGAGUAAAGAAGAAAAAUUGCCCUGCCCUUUCCUUUUAAAUUUUGGUAGGAAAAUCUUACCAUAAUUAAAAACCCCUUGAAAAAGCCUUCCCUGUUUUGCUUAAUGGCUGAAUGAUGGUGUUAAUAUAUCUUGGAGAGAGUAGUUAAAAACCCAAAAGAAAAAGUUUAAAAAGAAAAGGAAAAGGGGAAAAGAAGAGAGAGAGGGACGGCGCCUUUUUGUUUCAACUAGAGAUAUUAUUAGCACAUAUCUCAAGUAAAGGCCAAAGGGCAAAGAGUAAGGAUGCGGGAAGUUGCUGCUUCCACUGCUUUUUAAUAAGUAAUAUUAGUCUAUUUUAUUAAUAUUUUUUUAUAUGCAUUUGUGUUUGUGGAUUUGCUUUGAUAAAUAGUGAAAGAAUGAAAAAAAUUUGUCUAUCUCUAUGUAACGGCUACUUUUGAUGGUGUUGUUGAAGAAUUGAAGACUGAGAAAUAAAAAAAAAAAGUGGGUGUGAUUUGGUUUAGUCUCGAAGGGAGUCAGCAGAAAUGGAUUACAACAAUGAUCAUGAGCCUUGGAAUUGGCAUGAGGAGAAUUAUGGUCUUCAAAAGAACAACAAUUUUGAUGCUUCCCAAGGUGCAUGGACUCAAGUGACCUUGAACGAGGAAGAUCUUUCCUACAUCUUUGAUGAAACAACCCCUGUUAAGGAAUGUGGGGAUCUUUCAUUCCAUGUUACUCUUAAUGAUAAUAUAAGCAAGGAAUCAGAGGAUAAGAGGGAGACCUCUUCACAAGUUAAAAGGCGUAGAAUGCUUCAAUUUGACACUCAUGCAGUAGAUUCUUCCCUUGUCUGUGAUGAAAUGCCAUCUGCAUUCCUAAAAUCAAGGGAGAGGGAUAAUUCAAUUGAAGAGGUUUUACCUGAUGCAUCUCAGUGGGUUGCUGGAUUUUCAGAAAAUGCAUCAGCUUCCUGGUAUGAGGGCCUAGAUCACUCAUGUGAAGGGUGGCUUGCUGAAUAUUUUAAUGAUACGGAGAUGCUUCUUAGCUCUGACGAUAUGAAUCUUAUUGGGGCAGUUGAUGUUCAAAAUGAUAUUUCAGAGUUGUGCAAUGCCCAACCAGAGUCUGGGGCUGAUGCUGUUCAAAAGCAGGUGACUCAAACUCCUCGAAAUAUUGUUUUCAAAGGUAGGAAGUCUUUCAUUCGCACACCCCCUAAGCAAGCAUCUUCUGUUGCCUACCCAUUUGCAUUCAUUAAACCUUGUGGUUUCCAUGGAGAUGUUACCCUGAAGGAUAUAAACCAGCGAAUCCGAACUCCACCACCAUCAAAAUCAAAACAAAGCAAUGAAGAUCUUGGUGAUGCUUUUCCAACUUCUGCUUUUUCUGGGAAGCCUGUUGUUGGCAAAACUAAAAUUCGUACUGAAGGAGGAAAAGGUAGCAUCACAAUUAUGAGAACCAAAGGGUGAGUAGAGAAGUGUUCUUCUGAACUUCCUCUUUUUGUGGCCCUUUGAUCUCCCUCUUGGUUAAAUCUGGUGGUUGAGUAACUCUGUAGUAUUCCUGGUUCCGACUAGUACAGAGGCUGAUACUGCAUUUUUUUUUGUUGGAAUCUUGGACCCAUAAUACACAUCAAAGUGUUUAUAUUUCCAAGUAGUAUUCUAGGUGUCUAAUAGUUGUUUUAUACAUGGUGGCUUUUAUUAUUAGGCUAUAAAUGACAUGAUGUCAGACAUCCACCUAUUUUCUUUUGGUUUCUCAAAAGAUCUAAUUAAUGUUUUCGCUAAGCAGAGUUUGUGUAUUCACAUGGUAUAUCUAGAUGAUAUAUUUAACAUGUAGCGGAAGCAUAAGCUUGUGCAGUUGUACCGCUUUCUCUCUC